CUCCAAGAUGGCAACCUCGAUCAGAUGUAGGUCUCGGAAAGGCAAUUCUGAAAAGUCUUGGCAACACUUUCUGAUGGCCCCCUUUCCAGACGUGACUCCAGCUUGUCGAAAACGUCCGCAUUCGAGCCCCGUACCUGCCAAAUCUAAUGAAAUUGCUGGGCUCGUAUCACCGACAGCUGCGCAUCGAAAUCGAAGAUGAAAAGAGUCUUACAAUCGGAGGAUCGGAGACUCACUGCAUAAAAGGAAAUAAGCGGACUUGAAAUAUCUUUGGGUUCUCCAGGAAUAUAAUAUGCUAGAGUCCCCUUCGUUCUAGACACUCACCAAUCACUGUUUUCAAAAACGCAUCAUCUCCGAGUUCUUUACCGCCAUCUCUUGAUUAUUCCAUAGCCAGUCUUGUCUCUUCAAUCUAGCCCAUCAUGGUCGCUUCCAAGAAUAUGCCCCGCUUCCCGGACAACUUCUUCAAGGUCUUCUGGAACAAUCAAUUUCGAGUCAAAAUCGAACUCCCGACUCGAAGCAAGUAUCCAAGCUUGGCAGGCAAAGUCGCAAUUAUCACAGGUGCCAACAGUGGUCUUGGAUUUGAAUCGGCAAGGCAGCUCCUUACUCUUGGCUUGUCCCAUCUUGUAGUAGCUGUACGGUCUAUCGAGAAGGGGAAUGCCGCGGCUUCGAAACUAAAACUUGCAAGCCCAAAAGCAACCAUUGAUGUCUGGCAGCUGGACAUGGAAUCCUACGACUCUAUCCAGUCAUUCGUCAAGAAAUGCGACACCACACUCUCACGCAUCGACUACGUAAUCUUGAAUGCUGGAGUCGGCCCUCUCAGAUUUGGCAUAUCAAGCUCCACUGGACAUGAGACUGCCAUCCAAGUUAACUUUCUCAGCACAGUUUUACUGGCAAUUCUCUUGCUUCCAGUCCUGAAAGCAAAGUCGACCCGCGAUAUGCCAGCACAUAUGACGAUCGUCAAUUCGGUUCUGGCUCAUACAUGUAAAUUCCCGAAUCGUGAUCAGCGACCUCUUCUACCUUCCUUCGAUGAUACCAAGAUUACUCCAUGGGAUCCAAGUGAGCGAUACGGAGUGUCGAAACUUCUGACCCAGCUCUUUCUGGUUGAGUUGACGGAGCAUGUCAAGUCCGACGACGUUAUCAUCAAUAUGGUCGAUCCAGGCGCAACAAAGGGAACAGGCCUUGGUCGAGAUGUGGGAGGCAUGCUGUUGAUUGGGUAUAAACUGUUUCAAGUAAUCGCAGCUAGACCUGUUGACAGAGGCGCCGCGACAUAUGUCGAUGCUUUGUUAGGUCACGGUAAGGAGUCGCAUGGAUGCUUUUUGAUGAAUACCGAGAUCGCACCACUCGCAACUUUCUACCAUACCGCCGAUGGGAAGAAGGCGACUCAACAAAUUUGGGAAGAAACAAUGAAGGAGCUGAGCUUUGCUCAUGUGAAGGAGAUUAUUGCUUCUAUGGAAUAGAAAUGUCAAGGUCGCACCAUCUACUUCUUGUUUUGUUUGUCGG
Messenger RNA from Mollisia scopiformis, 1497 nucleotides. RefSeq names its product NAD(P)-binding protein. The transcript has 4 exons. Bases 417 to 1454 code for a protein of 345 amino acids. NCBI's taxonomy places the organism in Eukaryota, Fungi, Ascomycota, Leotiomycetes, Helotiales, Mollisiaceae. The record is from RefSeq and is a predicted model, not a curated record.